CCUGGCGCAGCUGUUUAAGUGUGACACGGACCAGAUAAGAGCACUUCAGUCUCCCACAGACUGUGAUGGAAUAUGACAAUUCAUAGAAGGACGUGUGGAUUUACAAAGACAUCGGAAACACGAAGCCCCUGGGAGAGGGACUGGAGUGUCUUGUUUGGGAAAAGAAUCAUCUGACCACUUCCAAACAGAUGACCAGUGAUGGCCACAGCAUCAGACAAAGCAGUCAAUUUAGUGGAUGAAGUUGUGUCUAAACACAUUUUCAACCCUUUGGAGAGGAUCACGCUAUCUAUCUUCCUGGUGACGGUCAUCAUAAUGACUGCUCUUGGUAAUAUGCUUGUGAUGGUGGCAAUCUGUAAAGACAGACAGCUAAGGAAGAAGAAGACCAACUACUUCAUCGUAUCACUGGCGUUUGCAGAUCUUCUGGUUGCUCUUGUUGUCAUGCCCCUGGCAGCCAUAGAGCUGAUCACAGGUCAAUGGAGUUAUGGAGAGACGUUCUGCCUGGUCCGUACCUCACUGGAUGUGCUGCUAACCACUGCAUCCAUACUGCACCUGUGCUGUAUUGCGCUGGACAGGUUCUAUGCCAUUUGCUGCCAGCCUUUGGUGUACAAUAACAAGAUGACACCUGUGAGAGUAUCAUUGAUGCUGGUCGGAUGCUGGGUCAUCCCAUUUUUCAUCUCUUUCCUACCCAUCAUGCAAAGCUGGAACACCAUUGGAAUCGAACAGCUUAUAAAAGAAAGAAACCCUUCUCGUAAUAAAACUUCCUGCGUGUUCAUCGUGAACCGACCCUACGCCCUGGUUUGUUCAGCCGUGGCUUUCUAUGUACCUCUGGGACUGAUGGUUCUUGCCUAUCAGCGAAUCUACGUCACUGCUAUGGGGCACGCACGGCGAAUCGGCUCCCUUCACCGGGCCGGCUCGGCACCUUCGAACUAUCCUAACCAUGAUCAACACGGGUCCAGACGCCUGAAGAAUGAAACUAAAGCAGCCAAGACUCUAGCCGUUAUCAUGGGCUGCUUCUGUCUGUGCUGGGCACCCUUUUUUGUCACCAACGUGGUGGACCCCUUCAUCGAUUACAUUGUGCCACCGCAGAUCUGGACAGCUUGGCUCUGGCUGGGCUAUAUCAACUCAGGCUUGAACCCGUUCCUCUAUGCGUUUCUAAACCGGGCUUUUCGAAGAGCCUUUCUAAUGAUACUGUGCUGUGGAGAUGAACGCUAUGCCCGGCAGGGGGGCUUUAGUCCGAGCAGACAACACUCAGCGUCUGUCAACGGAACCUCCAUUUCUCUCAGAUUGUCAUUUCUUCCAAAUCGAAGGUACAGUGACAAUUCCAACCGAAUUCUCGCGAGCGAGCUGGAAUCGCAGGACUCUGUUGGAGUUUCAUAGUCCGGUCCUCAUACCAUCAGGUGCCACCACAACAUACAAACAUCAGCCCACAGAGGAAAUAUAUCCUGAACCAGAGGCUUCAUUCUGGUUUCCCUUGUUUUCCAAGAUAACUGUUUACCUCAUUUGUAAGUCGCCUCUGAUAAAUGUGUCUGCUAAAUAACUGAAUGCAAAUGUAAAUAACAGUGUUACAAAGAUUGACUAUAUAAGGUCCGACUCUGUUGAGAUGAUAUUAGCAUGCAGGUAUUCCAACCAAACUGUCUAAAAUCAGUAUGACGGUGGGAAGAGAAAUACAUCCAGGAGGGUUGAAGACAUAAUAGAAGUCAGAAAACCGAACAGAGGCGCCAACAAAGACUGUACUUUACAAAUUCAGUCCCUGCUGGACAUUUUUACACUUAAUGGAGUUGUCAGCUGAACAGUUUUCAUUUAUAAAGCUAUUCUUGUCGUACUGCAUUCAGAGAAACACUUCUGCUUAAACUGUACAGUGUGACAAACACGUCCUGCUCACAUUCAAGCGUGUUGGUUAUUUUAUGCAUUUAUCUUCACUCAAUCAUGUAUUUAUGUUUGGGCUUCUGUACAAAGAAGCUGUGCCUUGUCACCAUGUGACAUUUUUAUUUUUAUUAUAUCGCUGUGUAAUCGAACUGAAGUUAAUGGACAGUCUAUCUUACGGAUGGAUCUAGAAAAACAGAAAAUCUGAUGUACUACAAAACACUCUUUCAUCUGAUCUGUUCAGCACUUCAAAACAAAUUCUGUGGCAUCUCAUCCAUUACACAAAAGCCCCUCUUUGAUUGAUAUGCCAUUGUUAUUGCCAUUGUUCUCCAGACAGUUUGAUUGAGGUUCCUAGGAGACAGCCAAAUGGUGAACCAUUUUAAUUGCAUAAUCCUGAAUAUGGUCUUGAGAGCAUUAGUGUGAUCAGACCAUAACAUUGUUUUGCCCAAAUGAGCCGAUUAUGUCGAGGCGAUGCCGAAGCAUCAAGUGCCCUCGAAAAUUCAAACGCAACUUUUGUAGAUCUAAAUUACUAUCCAUUUGCAAAACAAAUAUGAAGAUGUGGGUUUAUUCCAAUUCAAAGUUCUGAAGGCUGAUAAUUCAUCAAGAGGCUAUGCGACAGUUUAUGCUCUGCUAUCAACAAUCAACUUUAGUUCAGCUAUACGCAUCGUCUGGCAUUUGUGCAUAACUUCCCAAAGUGUUUAAAGCAAAUAUUUUUGCAAUGAAACAGUUCUAAAGCUGUGAAAUCUCAUUAUGAUCAAAAAAGGCUUGAUAAUGCAGAAUGACAUUUAAAAGCUGCGGCAGAGGAAGAGUGUUCGACA
Molecule: messenger RNA, 2681 nt
Organism: Triplophysa dalaica
Lineage: Eukaryota; Metazoa; Chordata; Actinopteri; Cypriniformes; Nemacheilidae
Product: 5-hydroxytryptamine receptor 4
Exons: 7
Coding region: 199-1377 (392 amino acids)
Biological process (GO): chemical synaptic transmission; regulation of appetite; adenylate cyclase-activating adrenergic receptor signaling pathway
Cellular component (GO): plasma membrane
Molecular function (GO): G protein-coupled serotonin receptor activity
Source: RefSeq, a predicted model, not a curated record